CUGCCCCGCCCUCGCCGCCAGCCAAUAGCAGCGUGCCGUCCCACCCCGCCCCCGCCCGCAGCCAAUCGGCGCGCGCCGGCCCGCGACGAAUCAGCGAGCGCCAUUCGCACCCCGCCCCCAAAAGCCACGCCCCCAGCCGACAAUAAACGCAGCCGUUCAUCCGCCGCUCAUUUGCAUAUAGGCCACGCCUCCCACGGCCACCGACCAAUGGGAGCGCGGCGUCGCGCGGAGGGGGCGGGGCCCCAGCACGUGCGGGGAAAGGGCCACGCCGCGGAGGGGACCCCAGGACCCCCAAAAUCCCCAAAAUUCCCAAAAAAGUCCCCCAAUUUCCCCAAAUCCAGGGACCCCCGAAAUCCCCACAAUCCCCCAAAUCCCCUGAAAUCCCAAAAAUCCCCAAAUCCCCCAAAAUCCCCCAAAAUCCCCCAAAUCCUUAAAUCCCCCAAAUCCAGGGACCCCUGAAAUCCCCACAAUCCCCCAAAUCCCCUGAAAUCCCAAAAAUCCCCAAAUCCCCCAAAAUCCCCCAAAAUCCCUCAAAUCCCCAAAUCCCCCAAAAUCCCCCAAAUCCUGGAAUCCCCCAAAUCCCCAAAUUCCCGCAGUCCCGGGACCCCCGAACCCCCCCCGGUCCCCCCCACGGGGUCUCCGGGGCAGCCCCUGCCCCCCCUCCCCCCUUUGGGGUGCCCCCCCCGCCCCUCCCCCACCCGCGCGUGGGUGGGGGGAGGGGCGUGGGAGCUUCCCACGGCUGGGGGAGGGGCGGGCGCGGCCCCGUUCGUGCCCCGGCAGGUGCGGGACGGCCGGUACCGGGAUCGGGAUUGGGACCGGGAUCGGGAUCGGGAUCCGGAUCGGGACUGGGCUGGGAUCAGGACCGGGAAUUCGAUUAGGAUCGGGAUCAGCACCGGGAUCGGCACCAGAACUAGCACCGGGCUGGGAUCGGGACCGGGACCGGGACCGGGAACGGGAACGGGAACGGGAACGGGAACGGGAACGGGAACGGGAACGGGACCGGGACCGGGAUCGGGAUCGGGAUCGGGAUCGGGAUCGGGACCUGGACUAGGAUCGAGACCGGGUCGGGGGAUUGGGAUCGCGACUGAGACAUGGACCGGGACAUGGAUCGGGAUCGGGACCCGGAUCAGGACCGGGAUCGGGACCGGGAAGCGGAGCCGUGUCCCGCCCCGGGGCCCCCCAAAGCCCGGCCCGGGCCGCCCCCCGGCCCCACGCGCUGGGGCAUCUGCUCGGCCGGGGCCAUCAGCCACGACUUCGUGCUGGCCCUGCAGACCCUGCCCGCCUCGGAGCACACGGUGGCGGCCGUGGCCGCGCGGGAUUUGGGGCGCGCCCAGGCCUUCGCCCGGCACUUCGGGGUGCCCCGAGCCUACGGAUCCUAUGAGGAGCUGGCCGAGGACCCCGACGUGGACGUGGUGUACGUGGGGGCGGUGAACCCCGCGCACCUGCCCGCGGGGCUGCUGUUCCUGCGCCGCGGCCGCGCCGUGCUCAUGGAGAAGCCGAUGGCGCUCGGGGCCCGCGAGGUCGCGCAGCUCGUGGGGACGGCGCGGGAGCGCGGCGUGUUCCUGAUGGAGGGGUUCUGGACCCGUUUUUUCCCCGCCUGGCGCCGCCUGCGCUCGCUCGCGGCCGGGGGGGCCCUGGGGACCCCCCUGGUGCUGCGGGGGGAGCUCGGCUUCGCCCUGGGGGGGGUCCCGCGGCUGCGCGAGCCGGGGCUGGGUGGGGGGGCCCUGCUGGACCUCGGUGGCUACGGGCUGCAGAUGGCACUGGCCCUGCUGGGGGGGGGCCAGCCCCCCACCCGCCUGCGGGCCCACGGCGUGCUGCACCCCACCGGCGUGGACGAGUCGGUGUCGGUGACGCUCGAGUUCCCGGGGGGGAACCUGGCCGCGCUCACCUUCUCCAUGGCCGCGGAGCUGCCGGGGGGGGCGGCCCUGGGGGGGCCGCGGGGCUGGGCCGAGCUGCCCAGCCACAUGAACUGCCCCACCGAGCUGCUCUGGGGGGGUCGCCGCGAGCGCUUCCCGCUGCCCCCCCCGGCCGAGCCCCUCAACUUCCCGCACAGCACCGGGCUGCGCUACGAGGCACAGCAUGUGCGGGAGUGCCUGCUGCAGGGACUGACCGAGAGCCCGGAGAUGCCGCUGGCCGAGAGCGAGGUCAUCGCGCGGCUGCUGGACGAGGCGCGGGCGCAGGUGGGGGAGCGACUGUCCGGAGCGGCCACUGACCCUCCCGAGUGACCACUGGAGUGACCACUGACCCUCCCGAGUGACCUCUGACCCUCCCGAGUGACCACUGGAGUGACCACUGACCCUCCUGAGUGACCACUGGAGUGACCUCUGACCCUCCCGAGUGAGCACUGGAGUGACCACUGACCCCCCCAGGUGACCCUGGAGUGACCAUGGCUGCUCUGGCGCUGCCUGCCCGCGGUUUAAUAAAAUCUCCAAAACCU
Vidua chalybeata is the source of this 2437-nucleotide messenger RNA. RefSeq names its product dihydrodiol dehydrogenase (gene DHDH). The record is from RefSeq and is a predicted model, not a curated record. NCBI's taxonomy places the organism in Eukaryota, Metazoa, Chordata, Aves, Passeriformes, Viduidae. The coding region runs from base 1092 to 2225 and encodes 377 amino acids. The transcript is spliced from 7 exons. Gene Ontology annotation, molecular function: nucleotide binding; D-xylose 1-dehydrogenase (NADP+) activity. Gene Ontology annotation, biological process: D-xylose catabolic process.